GUAUAUGCUUACUCACUUUCGUACGGCGGGAAUAACGGAGUGCGGUGUGAAUGACUUGUCGCCGGCAGCGUGUCAGUAAAUAUUGAGAAAAAAACACAAAGUGAUCAUAAAAAGCCAUAUCAUACAAAGAGACGAGAUCUACGUGAGCGGCAACGCAAUGCUGCUGGGGUUUCUGUCCGGGCCAAAACCUGAUUGAUAAGCCAAGCCAGCAGCGCUUGAGAACGGCAAGAACCGAUCAGCCGUCGAUAUCCAUAUAAAUAGGACGGUCUCGGGCCUGGGUUGCAGUUCAGUUCUCCAAGCCAAGCCAUGUCAGUCCAGGGAUUCCUGCUCAGCCUCUUGGUUGCCCUGAUGCUCCUUCUCCCGGCAUCCGUUUCUGGAUCACCAGCCCGUGGAUAUUACCAAUCGCCAGCACGAGGUGGUCGCAGCUACACGGACAUCGCCCGAGUGGUCAAUCCCAAUCAAUACGCCUUUCCCGGAUCCCGAACUUAUCCUGGGCAACCCUUCUGGCCAUCGGGAUAAUAAACGCAUUAUAAACACAUUGUGUUUACAGGAUUCAGGUUUAGCUAGAUAAUGAACUGCUACAUCUUGUACAGGAAAAUAUUCAAUAGAGUUAAGACUAAAAUCGGUACUAUUAAUAGUGCGUUGAAACCGAUUCCGAUGGAAUCUCGUUAUUAAAUAAAUAAAUGUAUUAUUAGAAGGUAUUUUAAAACUAAA
Molecule: messenger RNA, 714 nt
Organism: Drosophila gunungcola (fruit fly)
Lineage: Eukaryota; Metazoa; Arthropoda; Insecta; Diptera; Drosophilidae
Exons: 1
Coding region: 307-519 (70 amino acids)
Source: RefSeq, a predicted model, not a curated record